Messenger RNA from Fusarium musae, 1257 nucleotides. RefSeq lists its product as uncharacterized. The transcript is spliced from 2 exons. Bases 1 to 1257 code for a protein of 418 amino acids. Lineage: Eukaryota; Fungi; Ascomycota; Sordariomycetes; Hypocreales; Nectriaceae. The record is from RefSeq and is a predicted model, not a curated record.
AUGCCCUCCAUUGACGAGGCCAUGGCACGGAGCCUUCGGGGCAGUGCCUGGGAGGUGGUCAAAGACAAGUUUGUCCGGACAAUUGUAGCCAACCUUUCACGACGAGACAUGUUAGCCGACGCAGCGCAAACGUCCGAUGAGGUUGCACAGAAAUCAGAAGACUUUGCAACCGCUUUCUCUAGCUGGGACAACUGUAUGAACGUGGCGUGGUGCAACUGCUGCCAGUGUCUGAAGUGCUGCGGUAACUGCUGCGGUGCCUGCGACCCUCCGCGCAGUGCUACGAAGCAUUUGGAUGACCCUUAUGCUCCCCAAAGUCAGCAUCAUGGAUACCGAAGCGAACCCCCAAUGAAUCCAUCAGCACCUCAGUACGGCGUCACAAAGCCCAUGCGAUCCGAGCCACCUCAGUAUGCGGAAUUCGAAACGAGUAAAGGCAGAGACGAUGAUGCCCUCCCUGAAAUGCCCAGCUGGGAGGGUGCUAGCAGCAAAAAGGUCGAGGUUCACACAGAGGCCGUUGAGCUUGACACUCUACCUCCGAAGCCACCUCAAAGUCAGCAAAGCAACAUGAUGGGUGGAGUUUCAUCAAACAAUCUGACUCCCUACAGCCAGGCACAGAGCAAUUCAAGCGGCUACCUGGGCGCUAACCAAGCUCUCGAUGCAUAUUCACCUAUCGACCAGCAGGGCUACGGAUACCAGGCCCCCGGCAUGAACCCUAUGUACAGCAGUGCCGCUGCUGUCGCACCCAUGCCACAUGAACGUCGCUCCCCGGCCUUGAACACCAAUGGAUACAGCAACCAAGGCUACGGCCAUGAUCAAGGAUUCGAACAAGCCCAAGGCUACGGGCAAAUGCAGGGCUACGGACAACAAGGUUACGGUCAAGCCACGUCCCCCAACGAUUAUGCCGCAACUUAUAGCGGCUAUCGAGGAACUCCUCCACCGCGGCCCGCCAGUUUCGCCAAGCGAGCUUCAAUGCAUCAGGAUGAAUUUGGUACUUAUGGACAGCUUCCUCCUCGCCGUUCUCCAGCUAUCCCAGAAGACUAUGGUUAUGGAUCGCCCGUUCGUCAAUCACCCGGCCCCCAAACCGAUUUUGGCUACGCUCAGCCACCUCGUCAGUCCCCAGCGCCUAUGAACGAUUAUCGAACACCGCCUCCUGGCCCUGAGGCCAGCUAUGGUGCUCAUCCUGUGCCUCAGCGGCAACACAUGCCAGAGUCACACUCUCCGCAAGAGCCAUACCCAGGUUUCAAGCCAUACCAGCCUUGA